Molecule: messenger RNA, 2906 nt
Organism: Salvelinus namaycush (lake trout)
Lineage: Eukaryota; Metazoa; Chordata; Actinopteri; Salmoniformes; Salmonidae
Product: E3 ubiquitin-protein ligase pellino homolog 2-like
Exons: 7
Coding region: 456-1772 (438 amino acids)
Biological process (GO): regulation of Toll signaling pathway; protein polyubiquitination
Molecular function (GO): ubiquitin protein ligase activity; protein binding
Source: RefSeq, a predicted model, not a curated record
AUUGAAUUUUCAGGAAGAACAAAAUGAUAUUUCAGUAUUAUCCCGACACAGUAUUUCUGAUUCAAAACAAUACGUACGAAAAAAAAUAGAUUGUGAUCUUAUAGGGACUGUAUUAUUCGUUUUGGGGGUUUUUGUUUUAUUGUCCUCCCCUACAAAAGAUGAGUCAGUCGACUCCCUCUGCCCGCGAGCUGUUUUUGUACACUCGGCUACAGAACAGUUUUGUGUUGCGCGGGCCUUAAAUUAGUAGCUUUUCUACAUUAUUUUCAAAAGAUGCUCGCUCACGGAAUCAAAACAAUAAAACGAAGAACAAGAAUUCUCAAGAAACUCUUGCCUCUAAUCAAACUUGGAUAGAAUUAAAAUCAAGAAACUUCCACGUAGUUUGAAGGGUGUAUUUGUGAUUUUAUUUCACUACUAUCGCUCUCGAACGUUUACAAGACCAAGCUCGCGCCAGUCUGAUGAAUUCGCCGAACCAAGACGAAGAUGAUGUGCCCGUUAAAGACCCGGUGAAAUACGGCGAGUUGGUCAUAUUGGGGUACAAUGGCUCUCUGCCCAGUGGAGACCGGGGGAGGAGGAAGAGCCGCUUCGCUCUGUACCGGAGGACCAAGGCCAACGGAGUCAAACCCAGCACUGUUCACAUCCUCAACACACCACACGACAGCAAGGCAGUCCACAGCAGGGGGCAGCACAGCAUCUCCUUCACUCUGUCCCGCAACCAGACAGUGGUGGUGGAGUACUGCCACGACAACGACACUGACAUGUUUCAGAUUGGGCGCUCCACAGAGUGUCCAAUAGACUUUGUCGUGAUGGACACAUCAGGAGAGGGGAAGGAGUGCGAGGACCCCUCGGUGGCCCCCAGCACCAUCUCCCGCUUCGCCUGCAGGGUGGUGUGUGAACGCAACCCCCCCUACACCGCACGCAUCUACGCUGCUGGCUUUGACUCCUCCAAAAACAUCUUUCUAGGGGAGAAAGCCACUAAGUGGAAGAACCCGGACGGCCACAUGGAUGGCUUGACCACCAACGGAGUGCUGGUGAUGCACCCUGAGGGCUUCCCUGAGGACAACAGACAGGGCCUGUGGAGGGAGAUUUCUGUUUGUGGGGACGUCUACGCCCUCCGAGAGACACGCUCUGGACCCAGCCGAGGCAAACUGGCGGAGGGAGAGAGCAGUGCCCUGCGGGAUGGUUCUCUGGUGGACCUGUGUGGAGCCACUCUGCUGUGGCGUACUGGAGAGGGCCUGCUCCACGCUCCCACCCUCCGCCACCUGGAGGCACUGCGACAGGAGCUCAACGCUGCCCGGCCACAGUGUCCUGUAGGCCUCAGUACCCUGGCAUUCCCCAGCAUGCCACGCAGCCACAGUUUUCCUUUUCUCCCCAGUCUGGAGGAGCGCCAGCCCUGGGUUUACCUCACCUGCGGACACGUGCACGGCCGCCACGACUGGGGCCAGCGCCCCGAGCGCCGGGAGGCGGGAGGAGGAGAGGGGGAAGGAGGGAUCUCCACAGUCCGCCGGGAGUGCCCUCUAUGCAGGAGCGUGGGGCCCUACGUGCCCCUGUGGCUGGGGUGUGAGCCCGCCGUGUACGUGGAUGCUGGAGCGCCUACGUACGCGUUUGUACCCUGCGGCCACGUGUGUUCAGAGAGGACAGCCAAGUACUGGGCGGAUACCCCGCUGCCCCAUGGGACCCACGCCUUCCGGCCCACCUGUCCCUUCUGCUCUGCCCCUCUCAGCAGCACCCCACAGGGCUGGACACGCCUCAUCUUCCAGGGCCCCAUCGACUAGCCAUGCCCCCACGGAUGCAUUCCACAACUACUACGCAACAGUGGAACCAACAGUCACUAAACCAAAGGCCCAAUCCUAACUUGAGAUAAUAGUGUAUAACUAAUAUAAAUAUUUCUCCAAUUUACACUACAUCCAUGGUGAUGUUAGACAAGUGUGUGUACCUCAAACAUUUGUGUAAUAAUGUGUUAACGUCAUUUUAGGAUCUGUGCUGUAGUUUGCAUUAGGCACAUUUCUCUCAAGGUAAGAUUUGGCCAUAACAGAAUCUCCCUUCAAAAGCAAUAAGAACACCACUAUAGCGAAGCAUAGUUUUUAGAUGAGCUAGUUUUUUGGCUAGUCAUCCAUGUCUCCAAUUCUGUCUCUCUUCAGACAUGGCUGAAUGUUGUCUGCAGCUCAAGGGCUAAACCUGAGGUGUGUUGAAGUCACUGAAUGUUCAUGAUUGCUGGUUUCCUGACAAAUUCCUCUCAGCCCAAUUUUGAACCAAUAAUGUAAUGUUACUUCAGUGUUUGAGUGAAUAUUCCCUUUGACAAAUAUGAAUUAUCCGGAAAACAGAACAUUGUAAUAUUUUGAGAAGCGGUUAAGUGAUAUUGGUGAACAUAAUGCAGUUUGACCACACCUCAGGUUUGUGACCAAACAGACAGACAGGGUCCGUGUCAUGAGACAUAGCAGAAAGGUCAGAAAGCGUGACAUAAAGUAACCUCAUAAGACAUUUUUUUUUUUCAAUGAAAAUAUAACUAUUUUAUUAAAAUGGGGGGUGUUUGGGGUGGGAUUUCAUUUAGAUGUUAAGUGUUAAGAUACAACUAUUUUUCUAUCUUGAGUAUUUAGUUAAACGUGAUUUCUCAAUGUACACGUUUUCUGUAAGUGUAUGACUUGUGUGUUCGAUGAAACGAGGAGAGUGAGAAAAUUGCCAACACUGUGUCACACACGUUACACGACCAUAAACAAUUGGCCAGACAAUGAAUGUAGCCAAAUACUCAGGCUAUACUAGCUUAGCCUGCCCAGGUGCUUGUAUUGAAUUGCUCUAUAUUAUGCUACUACUAUUUUUUUAUCUGAACGUUGUGAUAUACAGUACCAGUCGAAAGUUUGGACACAUCUACUCAUUCAAGGGUUUUUCUUAAUAUUUUACUAUUUUCUACA